AUGCAAACUCACCUCACUCCUACGUAUCAGUUAUCGCCACCCACCAACAUAUCCCCCUCUUCAUCAACUCCUAAUCUCUCCCAACCAAUUCACUCUACACACCAAGGAUCGCCCUCUCCACACACGUCCUACGGUAGCGGCGUCCCGGCACCACUGAGCCGCCCAUCCUUAAGAGACCCAGCCUGGACCCGAAGCACCCCCAAACAAAACUCCCUGCCCCAAAGACUCCACCACCCGGCGGAGCUGCCCGAGGACAUCGCCAAACAAUCAUUACUCCUCGAACAACCUGUAGAGUGCACCGGCCCCAACGCAUCAGCCCAGCACAAGCUCAGAUACUCCCAACCUCCCCCCAAAUCAGCAAAAGACAGGAACCAAUGCCCAAACGCAGGGUACCACCUAGAACCCAAAAAGACCUCACACCAAUAG
This is a messenger RNA of Knipowitschia caucasica, 426 nucleotides long. The record is from the annotation of a GenBank genome assembly. Lineage: Eukaryota; Metazoa; Chordata; Actinopteri; Gobiiformes; Gobiidae.